CCUGACGUCCUUUCACCACAGUGUAGAAGGAGAUUAAACUCGACAUGAGGGCUUUACUUCUUCUGUUGACGGUGGCUGUGGCGUUUGCCGCCAAGCGCUUCGAUGGAGAACAAGUUCUGCGUAUCCAUCCCCAACAUGACGGACAGCUGAAGGAGCUGAGAUCAUUGGAGAUGGCAGAGGCGAGGCUUGACUUCUGGAAGGGCCCGACCGCCCUGUCCCGGCCCGUGGAUGUGCGCGUGCCCAGGGAGAUGCUGAAGGAGGUCAAGACCCUGCUGGAGAAGACCGGUAUGGAGUACACGGUCAUGGUGGAGGACCUGCAGCAGAACAUCAACUCGGAGAGAUCGCGCGUGCGCUCUACCGGCUUCAACUUCGACGACUACAACACGAUUGAUGACAUCGAUGCGCAGCUGCAGACCUUCGCGGCGAACUAUCCCAGCCUGACGUCCGUCUUCACCAUCGGAACCUCCCACCACGGCCGCGCCAUCAACGCCAUCAAGGUAGGGGCUGCCGGUACCAACAAGCCCGCCAUUUUCCUGGAGGGACAGAUCCACGCCCGUGAGUGGGUCGUGUCUGCCACGCUGCUCCUCAACAUCAAAUACCUGCUGGAGGGCUAUGGAAGCAACAGCCAGAUCACAGAAUUCAUGAACACCCUGGACUUCUACUUCAUCCCAGUCACCAACGUGGAUGGAUACAUCUACACCUGGACUCACGACCGGAUGUGGCGUAAAACUCGUUCCGGUCCCCACUCCCAGUCCAUCUGGGGGACUUGCUACGGAGUCGACCCCAACCGUAACUGGGACGACCACUUUGCAGGCCCCGGCACCAGCUCUGACCCGUGCUCUGACCUCUACCACGGACCGUCUCCCUUCUCCGAGGUGGAGACAGAGGCGGUCUCCAACUGGGUCCUGGCCAACAGCAACAACAUCAAGUCAUACCUGAGCGUGCACGCCUACUCCCAGAUGUGGAUGACUCCGUACGGAUGGACCUACGCCCACCCGCCAGACUACGAGGAUCAGUAUUCCCUUGCCGGAAGGAUCGCAGGCGCCAUUCAGGGUGUCCACAGGAAGAGGUUCGCUUAUGGAACCAUCGCCGACGUCAUCUACGAGGCGGCAGGAUCCAGCUGUGAUUGGGCUUACUCCAAGGUUGGAGUCAAGUAUUCCUUCGCCAUCGAGCUCCGUGACGAGGGGCGGUACGGAUUCGUCCUGCCUGCCGACCAGAUCCGACCCUCGGCCGAGGAGUUCUUCGCAGGGCUUAUGGUCCUGGCCAGCCAAGUGCAGCUUGACUGGUUAGGGAUCCAUUGUGUCCGUAUAUGGUCACGUAUGUCGACCUUCGUGACAAAUCAAAUAUUAUUGACAGUAGGUGACCCCAGGCGCGUGAUAGAGCGAAGGUACAGUACGUCACAUGAGACCGGCCCAGGGUGUAGGGACGUCAAAAAUUACGCCACUCUACCCACAGUCUCUCGGUGUCGAAUCGUCAUCAUGAAUGCCCUGCUACUUUUGUUCACCGUCACUGUGGCCUCUGCCAUUACUCGCUUCGAUAGAGAACAGGUGCUGCGAGUUAUUCCUCAAAAUGAGCGCCAACUUCAGGACCUGGUGAGGCUGGAGAGGGAAGACAUCCGGCUGGACUUCUGGAAGUCGCCAGGGGGCGUGUUCCGGCCCGUGGAUGUACGUGUGCCCAGGAACCUCCUCACGCACGUCAGGAAACUGUUGGGCAACACUGGGAUACAGUACACGGUGAUGAUCGACGACCUUCAACAACUCAUCAACAACCAAACGUCACCGUCGAUCACCAACGAGUUUGACUUCGAUAACUACAACAGUUAUGAGGAGAUCAAUACGCAGCUGCAGGACUUCGCUGACAAGCACCAGAGUCUGACGUCACUCAUCAAGAUCGGCGUCUCACACGAGUCCCGCGAUAUCUACGCAAUCAGGGUGGGAAGUUCUGGGACCAACAAGCCCGCCAUCUUCCUGGAGGGACAGAUCCACGCCCGGGAAUGGAUCGUGUCUGCCACGCUGCUCUACAACAUCAAGUUCUUGUUGGACGGGUACGGUACGGAUGACCGCAUCACCAAACUGAUGGACGAGGUGGACUUCUACUUCCUGCCCGUUACCAACGUGGACGGAUACGUUUACACCUGGACUACUAACCGUCUGUGGCGUAAAACCCGCUCCGGUCCGAUUGACGGCUGUUACGGAGUGGAUCCCAACCGCAAUUGGGACGACCACUACGCAGAACCCGGUGCUAGUGACAACCCCUGCUCGGACACCUACCACGGCCCCACCGCCUUCUCCGAGGUCGAGACGAAGUCCCUGUCCAACUGGGUCCUGGAGAACGGCAAAGACAUCAAGGCGUACCUGGCCGUGCACUCGUACUCCGAGAUGUGGAUGAGCCCGUACGGGUGGACCCACGAUCUACCGCGGGACUACGAAGAACAGAACGACCUUGGUGCAAAAACUGUUAACGCCAUAAGGGAAGUGAACGGUCUGAACUUUAAGCAUGGAUCCAUCGCCAACGUCAUUUACGUGACGUCAGGGAACAGUGCGGACUGGGCCUACGACGUGGCGGGGAUCAAGUACUCGUACGCCAUCGAGCUGCGCGACAACGGGCGGUACGGCUUCGUCCUGCCGCCCGAGCAGAUCAAACCGUCAGCCGAGGAGUUCUUUGCAGCGCUUCUGGUUGUGGCCGAGCAAAUCGCUAAUGAAUGAUCUCCAUGAAUUCUGGACAAGACGUGGUGCGUCGAAGCAUCUACUUCGUCAGACACGCCUUGAAAUAAACUAUGAGUG
Branchiostoma belcheri (Belcher's lancelet) is the source of this 2783-nucleotide messenger RNA. RefSeq lists its product as uncharacterized. Bases 45 to 2705 code for a protein of 886 amino acids. The record is from RefSeq and is a predicted model, not a curated record. Lineage: Eukaryota; Metazoa; Chordata; Leptocardii; Amphioxiformes; Branchiostomatidae. The transcript has 25 exons. Gene Ontology annotation, biological process: proteolysis. Gene Ontology annotation, molecular function: metallocarboxypeptidase activity; zinc ion binding.